Schistosoma mattheei is the source of this 582-nucleotide messenger RNA. The record is from the annotation of a GenBank genome assembly. Lineage: Eukaryota; Metazoa; Platyhelminthes; Trematoda; Strigeidida; Schistosomatidae.
AUGCGUGAUCUUGAUCAAAAAGUCCAGGAUAUCAUUCGUCAAACACAACAACGCACAACCUACCUAUUUGAACAUGCAUAUGAAAUGUCCAAAGAGGAACGCAAAGCACAAAUUGAACAAAUACAAAGUUUAUUUAAAAAAGGCAAAGAAAUUAGUAACGAUAAGGUGUCCAGAGCUGAAAGUGCUUAUGAACUAGUUGACAAACAAAUACGUCGACUAGAUGCAGAUAUGUUUGAAUUCAAAAAGGCAUUAGCUGAAAAAGAGUCUAAGAAAGUGAAAAAAUCUCGAACAAAACAAGAACAAGAGCCGGUUAUUUCUCCUAAAAUCCCAGCUACUGCUGCAUUGGCAUUGGCAUUGACGAAUAAUCCUAGAGAAGUAUUAGAUAUGCCAGUUGAUCCAAAUGAACCUACCUAUUGUAUAUGUCAACAAGUAUCCUAUGGCGAAAUGGUUGCGUGUGAUAAUCGUGAUUGUGCAAUUGAAUGGUUCCAUUUCGAGUGUGUUGGUUUAGUGAAUAAACCACGUGGACAAUGGUAUUGUCCUCAGUGUAUAGCUCAAGGAUUUCCUUUGAAAAAAGAUGACUAG